This is a messenger RNA of Exophiala aquamarina CBS 119918, 1080 nucleotides long. RefSeq lists its product as uncharacterized. The transcript is spliced from 4 exons. Gene Ontology annotation, molecular function: oxidoreductase activity, acting on the CH-OH group of donors, NAD or NADP as acceptor. Bases 1 to 1080 code for a protein of 359 amino acids. NCBI's taxonomy places the organism in Eukaryota, Fungi, Ascomycota, Eurotiomycetes, Chaetothyriales, Herpotrichiellaceae. The record is from RefSeq and is a predicted model, not a curated record.
AUGGCGACCAUCCACAAUCCGGCAGUCCCUCCGGGCUCAACAGUGCUUGUCACUGGAGUGAACGGUUUCCUUGGUUCGCACAUCGCUGACCAGUUUCUUCGAAAUGGUUAUAAAGUCCGUGGUACUGUACGUGAUCCGAUCAAGGAAGCUUGGGCCCUCGAUAUCUUCAGCAGGCUCUAUGGGAAAGACAAAUUCGAGCUCGUAGGUGUGCCCGAAAUGGAGCUUGAGGGGGCUUAUGACGAGGCUGCAAAGGGGGUUGAUGUCUUCGCUCACUCUGCUGCCUUCAUGUCAUUCGUUAGCGAGGCGGACAAGGUAAUUCCCGUCACUGUAGCAGGAGCGGUCAACGCCCUCAAGGCUGCGUACGCCGAGCCGACUGUGAAACGAUUCGUCCUGACGUCUUCGUCAGCCGCCGCAGUCGGUGUCCUCGACAGUGGCGUUACUGUGACCGAAGAGUCAUGGAACGUGAAAGCUGUCGAAAGGGCUUGGUCAGGACCGCCCUUUGAGCAGGAGCGGCCAUUGAUUGUCUAUGAAGCAAGCAAGACAGAAUCCGAGCAGGCCAUCUGGAAGUUCCACAGGGAGAAUCGCAGUAAGCGCCCAGAUCUCAUAGUAAAUGCAGUUCUGCCCAACUUUAUCGUUGGACGUACGGUUGAUCCGGUUGGCCAAGGCUUUCGGAGUAGCUGCGGUAUGGUCGCAUCCCUGUGGAAGGGAAAGGUGACACCUUUCCACCCCGCAGUUCCAAGGCAAUACUAUGUCGACGUCGAGGACACCGCCGUCCUUCACGUGGCGGCAGCGCUGUUGACACGCAUCCAGGAUCAGCGUAUCUUUGCCUUUGGAGGCCGCUUUAGUUGGGACGCAAUCCUGGACGCCAUGCGGAGGCUCGAUCCCGAGCGCAAUUUACCCGACAACUUUUCGGGCGGUGAAGACCCAAAUGAGAUUGAGCCUCGACAAAAAGCGGAAGAACUCCUGCAGGAGCUGGGACGCCCGGGCUGGACAAGUUUGAAGAAUUCGAUUGCAGCAAAUAUCAAGGGUGUAGAGUUGAAAGAACUGCAGACGGGUGGUAACAGAAAGCACAACCUAUAG